CUAAUUAUGACCCCCCGACGAGCAGUUGGACGUUAGUUUCACUUGUUACGUUGGUUUUAAUUUUCACCUGGAACGAACCGGUCACCAUGGAGCGAAAACUGCACAGUGGAAUGCACCAUGCCACCCUGCGUCUUCUGCAGGAAUCCGGAUGCGAGAUAGCGCCGCACAAUCUGAUGUAUCCGGUGUUUAUCGUGAGCAACGAUGACGAUGUCCAGCCGAUUGCCAGCAUGCCGGGAAUCUCGAGAUUCGGAUUGAAUCGCCUGAGGGAGCACCUGCAGCCAUUGGUGGCCAAGGGACUGUCCUCGGUGCUGCUGUUCGGCGUGGUGGAGCCGGAACUGAAGGACGAACAGGCCUCGAAUGCGGACUCCGCCAAGAAUCCGGUGGUUAGGGCUCUCCCGAAACUUCGGGAAUGGUUCCCCGAUCUCCUGAUCGCCUGCGAUGUGUGCAUCUGUCCGUACUCCUCGCACGGUCACUGCGGUCUCCUAGGUGAAACGGGCCUGGAGAACGGCCCCAGCAUCAAGCGGAUAGCCGAGAUUGCUGCCGCUUAUGCCAAGGCUGGUGCCCACAUAGUGGCUCCAUCGGACAUGAUGGACAACCGGGUGAAGGCCAUCAAGCAGGCCCUGAUCGAUGCGAAAAUGAAUAGUGUAUCCCUGCUGGCCUACUCGGCCAAGUUCACCUCCAAUUUCUACGGACCCUUCCGGGAAGCAGCUCAAUCCGCACCGAAAUUUGGAGACCGUAGGUGCUAUCAACUGCCCAGUGGUUCCCGCAGCUUGGCCAUGAGAGCUAUUCAAAGGGACGUUGCCGAGGGAGCCGACAUGCUGAUGGUGAAGCCGGGCAUGCCUUAUUUGGAUAUCCUGCGAUCCACCAAGGAUUCCUAUCCAUAUCACACGCUGUACGUUUACCAGGUGUCCGGGGAGUAUGCUAUGCUGUAUCACGCUGCCAAGGCGGGUGCCUUUGACCUCCAGGAGGCCGUGCUGGAGGCCAUGAAGGGUUUCCGACGAGCUGGGGCCGAUUGCAUCAUCACCUACUACACGCCCUUCCUGCUCGACAUUAUCGGCAGGGGGAAAUAAUUGUCUACCUCAAAUGCUUAACCUUCCAUGUCUAAAAACCAUAUUCAUGCAGAUUAGAGUGGACUUCCUAAAGCUAUAAUUAAGCAGUCAUAACUUUCUCAAAUACAAAUAAUAGUGCAAUAUUUCAAGUUGUAAUAACAAUAAUUUUAUAUAUAUUUUUAAAAGCAGGUCAUGAACACAAUGGUAAUUAAGUAAACUUUUGUAUAGGAAACCAGUAAUUUAGUUGGAUUUAGGGACCACAACGUUUAAUUAAGAGAUGAAGCUGAUGAACAAAGACUUAAAGGCUAUUACUUACACAUUUAUUAGCUCCCAUUUGAUAAGCUGCAAAGGUCCACUCUAAUCUUCAUCACCAUUAAAAGUGCUUUCUGUUAGAGUGGCUCGCUCCAUUCGCGCAAAUACACACACAAACUAGAAUGUA
Messenger RNA from Drosophila ficusphila, 1488 nucleotides. Its product is annotated as delta-aminolevulinic acid dehydratase. The record is from RefSeq and is a predicted model, not a curated record. NCBI's taxonomy places the organism in Eukaryota, Metazoa, Arthropoda, Insecta, Diptera, Drosophilidae. Gene Ontology annotation, biological process: heme biosynthetic process. Gene Ontology annotation, cellular component: cytosol. Bases 87 to 1070 code for a protein of 327 amino acids. The transcript has a single exon. Gene Ontology annotation, molecular function: zinc ion binding; porphobilinogen synthase activity.